GUUUUAACAAUCGAUACUCGAUAUUAGGACUUUUGAUUAAUCGCCUGGUUCGCUCGCACACACACUCAAUAAUCACUUUCGCACUCUCGAAUUCACGUAUCUAAAUUCUAAUUACAAUUUCGCAUUAAGAAGUUGAAAAGUUGAUUAAAUUUAGAUAUAUUGUUAAUACAUAAUCAUGCCACGUGGAAAAUAUGUUAACCAUAAAGGCCGAUCGCGUCAUUUUACAUCUCCGGAAGAAAUGCAACAGCAAAGUGAGGAUGAAAGUAGUAGCGAGGAAUCAGGUGAAGAAGAAGAACAAGCAGGAAGCAGUAAGGGCAACGCAAAGAAGGGCGCUGCGCCACCUGGUACACUUCCACCAUCAGACUCUGAAGAAGAGGACGAGUCGUCAGAAGAUGACCGUGACGCUAAGAAGGGUGUUGCUGGUCUAAUCGAAAUUGAAAACCCAAACAGAGCUGUUAAGAAGGUUGCACAAAAAGUUGAAAAAUUAAAUGUAAGUGGCGGCGAUAGUGCAAAACCAGAACUAACGCGACGUGAGCGAGAACAAAUAGAAAAACAGAAGGCGCGUUUACGGUAUGAAAAGCUACACGCAGACGGCAAGACGGCACAGGCUAAGUCCGAUCUGGCCCGUUUGGCUUUAAUACGGCAACAACGAGCUGACGCUGCUGCAAAACGAGAAGCAGAAAAGAAACUGGCUGAGGAUAAGAAGGGAACUACAAAAUCAUAGAUGAUCUGUAGAUAUAACUUCAACAUUUCUUCGGCAUAUUUUGAUAUCCAUUGUUUUCAUUUCUUCAGAAACUCAAGCAAUUGCAAUGUUUUUAUAUAUUAAAAUAUAAUACAUGUAUAAAUAAUUUUACAGAAUGCA
Messenger RNA from Stomoxys calcitrans (stable fly), 862 nucleotides. Its product is annotated as 28 kDa heat- and acid-stable phosphoprotein. The transcript has 2 exons. Gene Ontology annotation, cellular component: cytosol. The record is from RefSeq and is a predicted model, not a curated record. The coding region runs from base 176 to 724 and encodes 182 amino acids. Gene Ontology annotation, molecular function: RNA binding. NCBI's taxonomy places the organism in Eukaryota, Metazoa, Arthropoda, Insecta, Diptera, Muscidae.